AAGCGAAUGAGUACACUCCAUGCAAAUUGGCAAAAAGGAAGAACAAUCAUAAGCUUCACAAUGAAGCAAUUCUAAAUUCAGAGAUCACAAAAAGCACCCCCUCUAUAUUCCCCCAUUCCAACAAAUUUCUCAACAACAAUCUCUUCCAACCGCCAUUCCUUAUGAAGCCAAUUUCUUCAUCUUUCAUCAAUGGCUAAACGGUUGGAUAACCUUUCCUAUUAUUCCCAGCUCGUUGUGUUCUCUUUGCUAAUUGUGUUGUUUUUCUGUGAUGGGGUCUCUUCUGAGAGUGUUAAAAACGACUACAAAUCGGCCGUCGGCGACCCGGGAAUGCGAAGAGAUAGCCUCCGAGUAGCCAUUGAGUCAUGGAAUCAAUGCAAUGAGGUUGGAGAAGAAGCUCCUCAGACUGGCAGUCCAAGGGCUGCUGAUUGCUUUGACAUUUACCAAACUUCUCCAUCCAAGAAAGGCAAUAAAUGUUGCAAGGGCAGUGUUCCUCAAUACCUACUUGUCCACAGAGUCACACCCAUUGACAACGCUUUGAAAAUGGGUGCUCCAUUCCCUGGAAUGCAACAAGAAACUCUACACAAUGUAGACCUUUAUGCGGCAGAGAAGGAGCUUUAUUUGGGCUCCAAGUGUCAAGUUGAAGACACUCCAAAUCCAUGGCAAUUUUGGAUGAUCAUGCUCAAGAAUGGUAACAUGGAUACUUAUGCAGCCAAGUGUCCUAAAAAUGGUGUAAAAGUAGGACCUUUUGGUCCGGACAAUAAUUUCCCUUGUUUUGGAAAAGGGUGUAUGAGCCAGCCAUCUAUUUACCAUGACUAUACCACAUUGCAAGGACCAAAUCAGACUAGUCUAAAGGGAAGGUUUUAUGGGUCAUGGGAUUUACAAGCUGAUGUCAGACAAGGAAUGGUAGAAAAUGCUUCUUACCAUUCUGUUACUUGGGAGAAAGAAAUUAAAGAAGGGAGUUGGGUUUUCCAUCAUAUCUUGAGGACUUCAACAAAGUAUCCAUGGUUGAUGCUUUAUCUAAGAUCCGAUGCUACACAAGGACUUUCUGGUGGAUAUCACUACCCUACAAGAGGAAUGUCCAAAAUUAUUCCGGAAUCACCAAACUUCAAAGUGAGAUUCACAUUGAAUGUAAUCAAAGGUGGGGGUCCAAACAGCCAGUUCUACCUAAUGGACAUGGGGAGUUGCUGGAAGAACAAUGGGUCCCCAUGCGAUGGAGAUGUGACAACAGACGUAACCAGAUACAGCGAGAUGAUCAUUAACCCAAAUACAACUGCAUGGUGCCAUCCCAACAACCUCAAUGUCUGCCCUCCUUACCACACCUUCUCCAAUGGCACCCGAGUCUACCGCAACGACACUGCGCGGUUCCCUUACGCCGCAUAUCACAUGCAUUGCUCGCCUGGUAAUGCACAGCACUUGGAGCAGCCUUUCAAUCCGUGUGAUCCGUACAGCAACCCUCAAGCUCAGGAGAUCUUGCAGAUUCUUCCUCACCCUGUUUGGGGUGAGUAUGGAUAUCCCACAUCCCAAGGUGAGGGCUGGAUUGGAGAUCCCAGGACAUGGGAACUCGAUGUUGGGAGAUUGUCUCACUCGCUUUACUUUUACCAGGACCCUCGAACACCACCAGCUAGAAGGAAAUGGAUGUCUAUAGAUUUGGGAACUGAAAUUUUCAAAGAUCCUAAUCAGGUUGCUGAGUGGACUGUUAGUGAUUUUGACAUUGUCAUAACUAGACAAUGAAUGAAAGCCAUGGACGCAUACAAAGCUCCAAAAAUGAUGCAGAAAAAUUGAAGUCUUGGGGAUUUUUUUUAAAAAAAAAAUUUUAUAUAAUUUUUCUUGGUUUUACACAAAAUUCUAUGUUUUAUAUUUUUCUUUUUCCCUAAGAAAAAGCAAUUAUUUUAUUCUUAGAAUUUUAUUCUUUUAUUAUUAGGUAAUAUAGGAAGGGGUGAGUUUUUGUAAUGU
Molecule: messenger RNA, 1953 nt
Organism: Ziziphus jujuba (common jujube)
Lineage: Eukaryota; Viridiplantae; Streptophyta; Magnoliopsida; Rosales; Rhamnaceae
Exons: 4
Coding region: 190-1731 (513 amino acids)
Source: RefSeq, a predicted model, not a curated record